AUGACUAUGUUCAAUUCGUCAACGACGGGCCCUGAAGUGGUCGCUGCCUUCGCUGAUCGCGUCGCUGGGAAGACUUUCGUGAUCACUGGCGCCAGCCAUGGCGGGCUUGGAGGGCACACAGCCCUAUACCUGGCCUCUGGGAAGCCAGCCGAGAUUAUUCUCCUUGGGCGCUCCUUAGACAAAGUCUCUCCCAUUAUGAGCCAAAUCCAGGAAACUAGCGCGAAGACCACUGUGCGGUUCGUCGAAGUCGACCUUUCAUCUCUCUCAUCAGUGCGAGCAGCAGCAGCAGAGAUAAAGUCAACCACUUCAAAAAUCGAUGUUCUCAUUAAUAACGCGGGGAUUAUGGGUGCCAAAUUUUCUCUGACGCCCGAAAACGUGGAGAGCCAUUUCGGUACAAACCAUAUUGGCCAUUUUCUGCUAACCAACCUCCUCCUUCCGGCACUCGAAGCUUCUGGCAGCGGUGCCCGGAUUAUCAAUGUCUCGAGUGCCAUGUAUCAAUUCAGUCCGAUUCGUUUCGAGGAUUACAGUUUUUCCAACGGCACAGCCUACAAUGCUUGGGAGGCGUACGGGCAGUCUAAGACGGCGAAUAUCUUGUUCUCUGUUGCAUUGGCAAAGAAACUUGCGAAGAAGGGCAUAAAGAGCUAUUCCUUGCAUCCUGGAGUUAUUCAAGCAACUGGUCUGACCGCCGGGGUAGACCCAGCUGCUUGGCCUAUUGUGGGACCUAUGUUCGAAAGCAAGAAAAUACAAAUGCCGAAGGAGAAAACCGUCGAGGAGGGUUGCGCGACUACACUUGCUGCUGCCUUGGAUCCGGCCCUUGAUGAAUAUUCAGGGUCAUUCUUGGAUGAUUGUAAACCGCACGAGGUACUGGAAUAUGCCUCUAAUUCUUCCAAUGCGGAGAAGUUGUGGACAUUGAGCGAGAAAAUUGUAGGAGAAACCUUCUCGUACUAA
Messenger RNA from Aspergillus udagawae, 948 nucleotides. RefSeq lists its product as uncharacterized. The transcript has 3 exons. Lineage: Eukaryota; Fungi; Ascomycota; Eurotiomycetes; Eurotiales; Aspergillaceae. The record is from RefSeq and is a predicted model, not a curated record. The coding region runs from base 1 to 948 and encodes 315 amino acids.